CUCAACCCACUCCACUCCAAACCAAAUUCAAAACCAAACUCCACCAUAUCAAAAAAAAAAACCCCCCACUCGUUCUCCUUCCUUUCUAAUUUCCAAACCCUCAACCUGCAGGCUGCAGCCCGUGUUUCCGGCGCUAGUUAGCAAGAAAGAGCAGAGGCGCGAGUUGUCGCCGCGGCUGAGUUGGCACGAAAAUGAGGAUCGAGGUGAGGGGGUCGACGCUGGUGCGACCGGCGCAGGAGACGCCGGCGCGGCGGCUGUGGAACUCGAACGUGGACCUAGUCGUUCCCUGCUUCCACACGCCGAGCGUCUACUUCUACCGUCCCAACGGCUCGCCCAACUUCUUCGACGCCGAGUCGCUCAAGUCGGCGCUCAGCCGGGUCUUGGUGCCGUUCUACCCCAUGGCGGGGCGGCUGGCCAGGGACGAGGACGGCCGCAUCGAGAUCGACUGCAACGCCGAGGGCGUUCUCUUCGUCGUAGCGGAUACCGGCGCCGCCGUCGAUGAUUUCGGAGAUUUCGCGCCGACGCGUGAGCUCCGUCAGUUGAUCCCGGCCGUGGAUUAUUCCCUUGGGAUCUCUUCGUACCCUCUGCUGGUGUUGCAGGUGACAUAUUUCAAAUGCGGCGGAGUCUCACUCGGCGUUGGCAUGCAACAUCAUGUUGCAGAUGGAGCUUCUGGUCUUCACUUUGUCAACACAUGGUCCGACAUGGCCCGUGGCCUCGACGUCACGAUCCCACCAUUCAUUGAUCGGACUCUCCUCCGUGCCCGAGACCCACCGCAGCCUGCUUUCCGCCACAUCGAAUACCAGCCCCCUCCCGCCAUGAAAUCCCCUCCUCAAUCAACAAGUCCCGACUCUACCCCUGAAACCGCGGUUUCCAUUUUCAAACUAACGAAAGACCAACUCAACACCCUCAAAGCCAAGUCAAAGGAAGAUGGCAAUACAGUAAGUUACAGCUCGUACGAAAUGCUCGCAGGCCAUGUUUGGCGCAGCGUGUGCAAGGCGCGUGGACUUCCAGCUGACCAAGAGACCAAGUUGUACAUUGCGACAGACGGAAGGUCCAGGAUUCGUCCUGCGCUUCCUCCAGGCUAUUUUGGUAACGUGAUUUUCACCGCCACCCCUUUGGCCAUAGCCGGGGAUCUCCAAUCAAAGCCGACUUGGUACUCAGCCAGUAGAAUCCACGAUGCUUUGGCGCGAAUGGACAACGAUUACCUAAGGUCGGCUCUUGAUUACUUGGAAAUACAGCCUGACAUAAAGGCCCUUGUUCGUGGAGCCCACAGCUUCAGGUGCCCGAAUCUUGGGAUAACCAGUUGGACCAGACUUCCCAUUCACGAUGCAGAUUUCGGGUGGGGGCGGCCAAUAUUUAUGGGACCUGGGGGCAUUCCGUACGAAGGGUUAGCAUUUGCAUUGCCAAGUCCAAAUAACGAUGGAAGCUUGUCGGUGGCGAUUUCUCUUCAAACAGAACACAUGAAGCUCUUUGGGAAGUUCUUGUAUGACAUAUAAAUAAUUUAAGUCGAAUUCAGAUAUCCCAAAAUGUUUUUACUUUGGUGAUCGUGUUUCAUUGUUUUUUCAAUUACUUUGUUCAUUACAUGUUAUGACGCUGGACCUCUAUUAUUACAGUUGAAAGUUCAAACCGUGUCCGAACUAGAACACAGAAUGCAAUUUGCAUACGAGGAACUUGAGUUCUCUGUAAUACUAAUUCAAAUUUUUACCU
This is a messenger RNA of Rhododendron vialii, 1707 nucleotides long. RefSeq names its product shikimate O-hydroxycinnamoyltransferase-like. NCBI's taxonomy places the organism in Eukaryota, Viridiplantae, Streptophyta, Magnoliopsida, Ericales, Ericaceae. The record is from RefSeq and is a predicted model, not a curated record. Gene Ontology annotation, molecular function: acyltransferase activity, transferring groups other than amino-acyl groups. The coding region runs from base 192 to 1496 and encodes 434 amino acids. The transcript has 2 exons.